AAGGUAACAGCCAUAUUGAAAAAAGAAGAAUCAGUCAGAUCCGAACAUGAACUUGAAGUUCUGAAGAAUUGCUCUCAAAUCGUUGGUGAGAUAUGCAAGAGGAAGUUGAACAAUAAACGGCAUAUGGAGAGAAAACAGGAGGUGGAAGACAUAUCACAUGACCUGGAUAAGAAAUGUAGAAAACUGGCCUCAAUUAUCGAACAUUCCAAGUCACUGAUAAUCUAUUCUGGAGCUGGCAUUAGCACUGCUGCAUCAAUACCUGACUACAGAGGGCCAAAUGGCAUUUGGACUUUACUAAAGCAAGGAAAGCAAUGCCUGACUUCUGAUCUUAGCCUAGCCGAGCCUACGCUUACUCACAUGUCGAUAGCUGAACUAUACAAAAAGGGAUAUGUUAAGAGGGUCGUGUCGCAAAAUUGUGACGGUCUGCAUCUUCGAAGUGGCCUGCCACGGUCGGCCCUCAGUGAACUUCAUGGGAACAUGUACAUUGAGGUUUGCAGAACGUGCCAGCCACGAAUUGAGUACCUGAGGUUGUUUGACGUCACGGAGCGAACUGCAAUGCGUCGUCACAAGACGAGUCGAUGUUGUCACCAGUGUCGAUCGGCCCUACACGACACCAUCAUUCACUUCGGUGAGAAGAGUCCCUUUCAAUCUCCUUACAACUGGAAACAGGCUUCAAGUGCAGCUAACAAAGCAGAUGUUAUACUAUGCCUUGGUACCAGUUUGAAAGUUCUCAAGAAGUAUGAUUGUCUCUGGGUAAAGCACAAACCACUUUCUGAACAGCCGAAACUCGUCAUCGUCAAUCUGCAAUGGACCCCAAAAGAUAAGCAUGCCGUCCUAAAAAUCAAUGGCCGGUGUGAUGACGUGAUGAUGCAGCUGAUGAAUCUAAUGAAUAUUCAAGUACCUAGAUACGACAGAUACAACGACCCACUUUUCCACCUGUCAACCCCCCUCCGACCGAACGAACUCGAUUCCACCACCAAAAAACUUCUCUCUCUACCAGAUGGUUUCGUGAAGAAGACGCACUACCAGCUAAGGUUCAAGGUCGAGAAGAGGGCUACGAC
Helobdella robusta is the source of this 1061-nucleotide messenger RNA. RefSeq lists its product as hypothetical. NCBI's taxonomy places the organism in Eukaryota, Metazoa, Annelida, Clitellata, Rhynchobdellida, Glossiphoniidae. The annotation marks the transcript as partial. Gene Ontology annotation, molecular function: NAD+ binding. The transcript has 9 exons. The record is from RefSeq and is a predicted model, not a curated record.